AGCAGAUGUUUGGUGGAGCUGCUCCUGAUCCUCCUGUCUUGUGUUUUCCAGGUACAUGGGCAUUGGCCUGUCAGCUCAGGGCGUCAACAUGAACAGGCUGCCAGGUUGGGACAAGCAUUCGUACGGUUACCACGGAGACGACGGACACUCUUUUUGCUCCUCUGGGACCGGCCAACCGUACGGCCCGACCUUCACGACCGGCGACGUGAUCGGCUGCUGCGUCAAUCUCAUCAACAACACCUGUUUUUACACGAAGAACGGACACAGUCUAGGUAUCGCCUUCACAGACCUCCCACCAAACCUGUACCCCACAGUGGGCCUCCAGACCCCGGGCGAGGUGGUGGAUGCAAACUUUGGCCAGCACCCGUUUGUGUUUGACAUCGAGGACUACAUGAGGGAGUGGAGGACCAAGAUCCAAGCACAGAUUGAACGCUUCCCCAUCGGAGAGCGGGAGGGGGAGUGGCAGUCCAUGAUCCAGAAGAUGGUGGCGUCAUAUCUGGUGCACCACAGCUACUGCGCGACUGCCGAAGCCUUCGCCAAAUCCACCGAUCAGGCUGUGCACGAAGAGCUGGCCUCCAUCAAAAACAGACAGAAAAUCCAGAAGCUGGUGUUGUCAGGGCGAAUGGGUGAGGCCAUAGAGACCACCCAACAACUGUACCCCAGCCUUCUGGAGAGGAACCCCGAUCUGCUAUUCAUGCUCAAAGUGCGUCAGUUCAUCGAGAUGGUGAACGGCACAGACAGUGAGGUGCGCUGUCUGGGAGGUCGCAGCCCCAAGUCUCAGGACAGUUACCCAGGCUCACCCCGGAACUUCAGCGGCUCUCAGCCGUACCUGACAGGGUUUGACAGUAACUGCUGUAAUGGAGUGACAUCGAAGGCGCACAGCUCUCCUCACAGUCAUAAGCCCUGCCCGGGCCCCGGCCCCGGCUCGGCCCCUGGUCCUGCUCUGGAUGUCAGUCUGAACGGCAGCCGCACGCAGACCUUCUCCAGUAAUGACGUGGACAUGGAGGUGGACCACUUCACCAAUGGAGUGUCUGAACCGACCAACGGCUUUCUGAACGGCAGCUCCAAACACGCCGUGGAGCCCGAGGACUGUGACGCAGACAUGGAGGUGGAGUCUGUGCAGUCCAAGAGGCAGUUGUGUGGAGGCAGCCAGGCCGCCAUCGAGCGCAUGAUCCACUUCGGACGAGAGCUGCAGAGCAUGAGUGAACAUCUGCGACGCCAGUGCGGCAAAAACUCCACCAACAAGAAGAUGCUCAAGGACGCCUUCAGCCUGCUGGCCUACUCGGACCCCUGGAGCAGCCCUGUGGGAUACCAGCUGGACGCCAUUCAGAGAGAGCCCGUCUGCUCCACGCUCAACAGUGCAAUAUUAGAGACUCACAACCUCCCGAAGCAGCCUCCCCUGGCUCUGGCCAUGGGACAGGCCGCCCAGUGUCUGUCUGUGAUGGCUCGGACCGGCACAGGCUCCUGCGCCUUCGCCUCUGUGGACCAUUACUUGCACUAGCCCUUUACCCCCGCCCCACACAACCUGCCCCUCUGAGCGCCCGCCCACCCGCCCGCUGGACCCUCCGCCGGCCCGUCCGCCUGUGGGCCCCGAGGGAGACGUGCUUACAGCUGUAGGAUGAAAUUUACCUGUUUUUACGACACUGGAGUUUACUGUUCUCUUAAUGAACCGUGGGAGGUGAUGUUUAGGUUUAGGUGAGGUUAUGAUCUUCUAAUAGGCCAGUAAUUCAAAACUGAGGAGUGUGUGUGUGUGUGGGGGGGGGUUUCUAUAAUAAAAUCUGCAGUUAAAAGCUUACGAUUUGUAAAUACAUUAGAUUUUGUUUCCAGUAGAUGGCAGAUGUGAAACCUAUCCCCCCCCCUCCCCUCACCGGGCCUUUAUACUUGUGGUUUUCAGAUCUGAUGAUUUGAGCUCACAUCACUUGAAAAAAUGUGUUUAAAGCCACAGAGUUAUACCGGCCACUCCCCUCCAUGUGAAACCCAAUUCUAUUACCGUGUUUUUCGGACUAUAAGUCGCACCAGCCAAAAAAUGCAUAAUGAAGAAGAAAGAAACAUAUAAGUCGCACUUUUUGGGGGAAAUUUAAUCUAUAAAAUCAGACACCGGGACCAAGAGAGACCAAGUUCUAGUGAAAACAAUAGAAGAGAGAUCAACAGACUGUUAACGUCACAUAUGAACAGUUCUUCAGAUAAACUAUAACAUAAACAACAGAACAGAACAAGUUUACCAAACUCUCCAUCUCACUCCAAAUCACUAAAUCCAUUCAAUUCUUCAUCCUCGGUGUCACUUCUGAACAACUCCUCGACCUCCGGAGGUAAACAGAGCGCUGCUUCCUCUUCUGUGUCGCUGUCGUCAGACUCUGCAUCAUUUCCAGUUCCAGAAUUUGAGUUCUCGAAUUAUUCUGGUCUUUCUGAAUCCCGACAGGAUGGUUUCGGUGUCACUGAAGUCCAGGCUUUGUCCAUCCAUCCAGUGACUUCAGGAAAGUUACCGUAUUUUCCGGGCUAUUAGGUGCUCUGGAUUAUAAGGCGCACUGUCAUUAAAUGGUCUAUUUUCAAACUUUUUUCGCAAAUAAACCGCGUGAGACUUUAAAGGAAACGCAACAGUGUGAUGGGUGAGUGGUUUUGUUUGUUUGUGGCGUUCACGGUGACUCUGGGCUUUGUUCAGUUGUGGCGUGUAGGGAGGUGCUGUCUGGGACCAACGGAUUGUCGGCGUGUUCGCAGUGACUCAGUUGUUCAGUUGUGACUAGAAGUGGCACAUUGCACUCGCUUUUUCGGUUCGUUCCUCCGUUCCGUUGCUCGUCGGCGUAAAGUGAUGAGUGUGUCUGUGGGUGUUUGUUGCUGUGCGGUCGCUGUCUGCUCCGUGUGUGUUUGCGGCUUUUUAGUUUACUGAAGUUGUGCUGGGACACCCGAGUGGAUUCGUGUAUAGGGCACUCUGAAUUGCGAGGCGCCUGUUCGUUUUUUGAUGCGGUUGGAGGCUUAAGAGCCCGUCUAAUAGCCCGGAAAAUACGGUACACGGUGCGCCCUCCUGGUUCCCAUGAAGCCGCGUUCGCCAUCCCCACUUUUCUCCAGUCCCUCACAAGUUUCUGCCUCACUCCAAACUUUCUUUCUCCUGCUCGAUUACCGUUUUCGGCUGUAGAUUUCAUGACGGAGGCUUUUUCUGCAGUAGACGUGCAGUAAAGAGCGAAGUGACAGUGGUACAGGAGGAACAGGAGCAGCAGAUACUCACACACAAGACUAGAGCGCCCUCUUGGUCUCUCUAAGUCACAGGAAACACCCAAACCAUGAAAAAAAGUGCGACUUAUAGUCCAAAAAAUACGGUACAUGACUAGACUUCCCAGUUCUUAUCCAGUUUUAAAAUGUGAAGACUCGUAAGCAGCCGUCUCCUCUCCAGCCGCGGUCCACAGGCAGGACGGGGCUCUUCUACAGGCAGACUCCCCCCCGGUUCAUACGUCAGAGCUGACUGUCCACCACCGGCUCGAUAGCCCCUCCCCUCCCUCCCCGCCGCCUCCACCCGACCAUCUCCGGAGGCUGAGCGCUCGGGGCAGGCACGGUCCUUCAUCGCUCCGCUCUGUUCCUUUUCUUUGACUUGAUGGGAAACCGGCCUCGUAGCGUUAAACCAAGAGCCGAAACAGGACUCCAGGCGCAGGCCCCGCCCACUCUCUGUUCAGGGGGAAGAGACUAGAGGACACUGUAUGUGAUGAGAAAUACUCCCCUUUAACCCAACGCGUAGUGGUUAGUGGCUUUUGUUUGAUUUAAUGUAUGUAUAAUUCUACAAAAGAUUAUAUUCCCGUGACAAACGAUGUAACAAAUGUGACCCUAAAAGGAGUAACACGGCGUUCAGGGCGUCUCGGAAUCGGCGAAAUCAGAUUUUUCGCUUAAAGUAUCGGACCCCAAGCUACUGAGUCGACGGAAUCUCUUUGUUACCAGACACAAAGUGAGUGUCGUUAAAAAAAAAAAAAAAAAAAGACGUUUUUUUAAACUAUAUAUUUUACACUUUUAUGCAAAAUGUAGCCUUGUUAUCGCUAGUUGGGCAAACAUCCGAGUCAAUUCUCCUCUUCACACCACGAAGGCUAAACCGGAAAAUUUAUUCCUAUGCAACAACUUAGAGAUUCAGACUUCAGUGCGCGUUUGUAUUGGAGUCCCGCGUACGUGUCCUGAGCAGAUACGGGGGGAAUUUCCGGAGACUCCGAGACGUCCUGUAACGCCACGACGUGCUAACAAAUCCCAUCGGAAGUUAUCAACCCAACAAAAAACAAAAAAACGAAAUAGGAGGUUUGGGUUGAAGGUCCUAUAUUACACAAAAUGGAUUCCCGUGAGCUUUAAGCCUUUAAAAUGUCGUCACCUUCUCGAAAACAGACCUGGAGUUGUGUUUUUUUUUUUUCAUUCACGCAUUUGAAUCCUUUAUUAUUAGUCUGCUUUCCCAAAGCUUAAAAUGCUAAAUUCCACCUUGUGAUAUCAUCAAGUGCUGGUUUUGAAGUUUACAGUCACUGUUUUGCAUCACUGUUUUACCGUUUUGUUCAGUCUAGAGUAACCAGACGUCGAUAUUUACCCGGGACAGUCCCAGUUUUGAGGCCGGUGUCCCUUGUCCCAGCAGAUUCAUCCAAAAAACAGUGAUUUGUCCCAAGUUUUACACAAAAAUGUCUGUAUUUUUGACCAAUUUGAUCCCUGCGAACAGUAAAAAGAGGCAAACGUUGUCAUUUGUUUAAGGCUUGAAGCAGCUUUUUUGUAUUUUACCUAAAGACAGUUUGACAUUUUGGAAAUAGAACAUCAUUUCCUAGUGAACCAGAGUGUUGGAGACGUGUGGAGACACUUUAAAAAAAAAAAAAAAAUCCUAAAAAGUCCUAAAUGUCGUAGUUUUUUAUUUUGAAAACCUAGUCACCGUAGUUCAGCCACAUUUUUAACCUUUUGUUCAUUCGAUAUUGUCAAUUUUUGGGCGGGAAAUCAUCCAAAUAAUUCUCGUGAAGGUGUGUGGAGUUUAAAAACACGGUGGGGAACGUCCGGGAUGGCGCGUUUUCCGUUUUGGGAUCAGAACUCAGCCUAAAUAAGCAGGAUUUGCGCGUUUAAACGUGUGAAUGGAGCAAAAAAACACAACUCCGGGUUUGUUUUUGACGAGGAAACGCGAACUAAAUCAGAAAAUAAGAGUAAUCUGGGCUCUUUAAAGUACUGGGCUUACUCGGAAUAACUCGUUUAAGAGGGGGAUGUAUUGAAUAGUGUGUUAACAGAGGAGCAUGGGGCUACGUGCUCCCCCUCCCCCAACCCGUCCCCGCCCACCCUCUCUUCCCCACGUGUGACGCGGUGUGUGUGGACUGGGACAGACUCUUCUAAGCUGUUUUUACUGUUGCGUUGAAUUGGUUUGACAAUUCUUUCCUCUAUUUUUUUUUUUUUUUUUUUUCGGUUUUGAUGGUUGUGGGGCGUGUCACGUGGCUCUUCUUUUCCGGAUUAACAAGAACGGUGCAGACAAAUAUCUUAUUCUAAUGAUCAAUAUGUUAAUUAUUGUUACUUGCAUUUACAGUAUAUUUGUUGAACGCCAGCAAAAGCAGAAUCCACAACUUAUUCUAAUAAUAAAGGUCCCAAUUCCAUGAGA
Molecule: messenger RNA, 5578 nt
Organism: Boleophthalmus pectinirostris (great blue-spotted mudskipper)
Lineage: Eukaryota; Metazoa; Chordata; Actinopteri; Gobiiformes; Gobiidae
Gene: ranbp9
Product: RAN binding protein 9
Exons: 12
Coding region: 56-1501 (481 amino acids)
Biological process (GO): cytoskeleton organization; cell surface receptor signaling pathway
Cellular component (GO): cytoplasm
Molecular function (GO): protein binding
Source: RefSeq, a predicted model, not a curated record